AAGAAGUCAAAGCUAUGGUGAAUGAGCUUACUAAAACUAUGAAUGAGGUAACAAGAAAACUGCAAGACCGAAAAGGGCCAGAACCUCGAAAGUGUUUUACAUGCCAAGAAAUUGGGCAUAUAUCAUGCAACUGUCUGAAUAAGAAGAAGCAAGAAAGGGGUGAGUCAAAAAAAGGAAAAGAACUUAUGCCGACGGUCAAUAAGACAGAUGUGAGAUUUUUCGAAUUCUUGAACAAUAAAGAAUGUCAAUCCAUAAGAAUAACAAUUAAAGAAAAGGUACACUGA
This is a messenger RNA of Racocetra fulgida, 284 nucleotides long. NCBI's taxonomy places the organism in Eukaryota, Fungi, Glomeromycota, Glomeromycetes, Diversisporales, Gigasporaceae. The record is from the annotation of a GenBank genome assembly.